Syzygium oleosum is the source of this 1151-nucleotide messenger RNA. RefSeq names its product acidic leucine-rich nuclear phosphoprotein 32-related protein 1. Bases 142 to 792 code for a protein of 216 amino acids. NCBI's taxonomy places the organism in Eukaryota, Viridiplantae, Streptophyta, Magnoliopsida, Myrtales, Myrtaceae. The record is from RefSeq and is a predicted model, not a curated record. The transcript has 2 exons.
CCUCUCUCUCUUUCUCUCUCUCUCCUGUUUUUUCUUAAUUUUCGCGAAUUUUGAUUUUUUUCCCUGGAAAUUCCGUUCUGCAAAAUUUUCCCGAGAAAGUUCCCCCAGGCGACUUUUUGUCCUUUCUCUCUUUCCCCGGAGAUGAAGCUCGUGGAGGAAGAAGAGAUAGCGUUCGUCGAGAAGGAGGAGGAGGAGGAGGAGGAGGAGGAGAUUGAGGUCUCCAGCGGGGACGAGGAGGAGAACGACGGCGUGGAGGGCGGCGGCGCGGGGGAGGAGGAGGACGGCGGGGAGGAGGGCGACGGCGGCGGCGACGGCGGCGAGGACGACGACGACGACGAAGAGGAUGGCGAUGGCGACGAGGAGGACGACGACGACGUGCAGGAGGUCUUCCCCGCGUCCGGUGGGCCCGUGGCGGUGGGCGGCGACAGCGACGACGAUGACGACGACGACGACGAGGAUGACGACGCCGAGGGCGACGACGGCGGCGAUGACGACGAUGACGACGACGACGACGAUGAGGAGGCUGAAGAUGAGGAGGAAUUGGGAACUGAGUACCUAGUCAGGCCUGUGGGUCGUCCCGAGGAUGAGGAGGACGCGAGCGACUUCGAGCCUGAGGAGAAUGGCGAGGAAGAAGACGUCGACGAAGAGGACGAGGAAGACAGGGAUGGGGACAAUGCUGGCGGGAAGGUCGAGGCUCCUCCGAAGAGGAAGCGAUCGGAUAGGGACAACUCUGACGACGACGACGGCGGCGACGAUGGGGGAGAGGAUGAUGAGAGACCCUCCAAGCGAUAGGCCGAGGGCGUGGCCCUUCCUGGUCUGAGCAAUGACUUUGACUUAUUUGACUCUCUAUUUUCUCUCUCAAAGCCCCCUCUUUGCAGCAGGGAAAAAAAAAAGAUAGCAGGUUUUCAAUUGGAGUAAGCUUUUUUUCUUUUGGGUCGCUUGUAUCCUCAAGGUGCAUUUAGGAUGAAGAGCAUAACUCUUUGUAUGGUCGAAUGCAUAGUCACAUGGGGUUUCGACAAAACUGUGUUGCAACAAGCUGAUUUAGACAUGUGACUCCUUGUGUAAGUUUUAGGAGAUUCGGGAACAUUUCAUUGGACACAGUUAUGUUUUGUAGGGUUUUCUUUCCUAUAAUUUAAGAGUUUCUCUGGUUA